AUGGCAUACAAAAUAUCAGUUUUCGACAAACCCGAAUUGCAAAAUGACAGUCAAUUAUUUCAAUUGCCUCGUAUUAGUUUACCAGAGUUUUCUGGAGGUUAUGAAAAUUGGCAAUCGUUCCGGGAUAACUUUAUGGUUAUGGUCGGCAAAAAAAAUAUAGCACCUGUGCAAAAGCUCCAAUAUCUUCGAAUGGCUCUGUCGGGGUCUGCUGCACAGUUGAUUAAUAGUUUAGAUAUUACUGAUGUCAACUACCAAGUAGCUUGGGASUUACUUAUCAAACGCUUUGAAAAUAAACGUCUAAUUGUACAGUCACACUUAUCCAAACUUUUCRCAGUUCAACGUCUUGAAAAAGAAUCAGCAACAGAAUUGCGGUUCUUUUAUGAUACAUUUACAAGCCACUUAGGUGCAUUGAAGGCAGUGGGAGAAAAGGUUGAUGGCUGGAGCACACUUUUGGUAUUUCUUGCCGCUUCAAAAUUAGAUGCGAGAUCGUUGAUGGAAUGGGAAGUGUCUAGAACGGACACUAGCGUGCCCACUUGGUCGGAAYUUGAUAAAUUUCUCUCUCAUCGUUGUCACACACUAGACGCUGUUGAAGUAUCAAAACGUCAAUCUAAGGAAUCAAGUAAUCAAGUAUCAACACAAGGAGCACGAAAGUCGUUUAUAACAUGUCAAGAUAACUCAGUAAUGACAGAUGAAACAACUACAAAAUGUUAUGUAUGUAAAAAACCACAUCCGUUAUAUCAAUGUUCAAAGUUUUUAGAAAUGAGAACUCCGGAUAAAGUGAAAACGGCUAGAGCAGCAAAUGUUUGUGUAAACUGUUUACGUAGCGGUCACAGAGCAUCUGCAUGUCGGAGUUYUGGUUGUCAAAARUGUAACAAGCGACACAACAGUAAAUUGCACUUAGAAGAAGAAGAACGAGAAGAAGCAUUUUCCAAUAACAUGAUACUUGUCCAACAAACAUACAAUGAGAUAGAGAGCAGUUCUGAAGAACAAGAAAAUGCAGUGGUUUGCAAGGCACAAAUAAGUAUUAACGGCGAUAGAGCGGGGAAAGAAGUAGCGAUGUUGUCGACAGCAAUAGUUAUUAUAAACGAUGUUCGGAAUGAGAAAGUAACAGCACGAGUCCUYCUCGAUUCAGRAUCACAGGUUAACUUGAUGACUAUGAAGUUAGCAACGAAACUUGGUUAUCCCAUAAAAUCAACAAAUAUUACAAUUCGUGGUGUCUCUGGGAACCCAUGUACACCAAUUGGCGAAAUUACAGCUAGCAUAAAAUCGAGAUUAAACGCUUUCGAAGCCAGUCUUCAGUUUUUAGUAAUGCAGAACGUAGCAUGUACACUACCUACAGUCUAUCCUGAAAAAAACAUAAUGAAAGUAAUUAACAGCAAAGAAUAYGCAGAUCCAGAUGUAUGUUCAAUGAGAAAAAUCGAUAUGAUAGUGGGAACGCAAUUAUUCUUUCGACUUUUAUGUAUAGGACAAAUCAGACCCGCAGGCACCGAUGCCAUUUGGCAAAAAACAGUUUUUGGGUGGAUUUUAUCAGGCCACAUAACUUCUACAAAUCCAAUGCACUGCUUGUCAGUAACAGCAAGCCGGAUCKAGCCAAUCCAAAAGCAAGUUCAAAAAUUCUGGGAGUUGGAAGAAGUUGUAAAAUCAUCGCCAGUUCAAGUGCUCUCAAUGGAAGAAAAAAAAUGUGAAGAUCAUUUUUUAAGCACUUAUCGGAGAGAGGAAAACGGUCGAUUCACAUUAGAAUUACCAUUUAAAGAAAAUGUUAAUCAGCUAGGAGAAUCUCGAGUGAUGGCGGAAAAACGUUUUUAUACGAUGGAACAAAAACUUGAAGGAAAUCGAGAAUUGAAAGAAGAAUAUGUAAAGUUUAUGCGUGAAUACAUUGAGUUAGGACACAUGGAARUGAACGAACAAAGAAAAGAACAAUAUCAGUUAUUUCUACCACAUCACGCGGUAAUUAGACAAGAAAGCAUUACAACUAAGGUACGUGUGGUGUUCGACGCUUCGGCCAAAACCUCGACUUCUGUGUCAUUAAACGAUGUACUCAUGGUGGGCCCUACAAUUCAGGACGAUUUACGAGCCAUUCUAUUAAGAUUCAGAAUUCAUGCAGUAGCAAUGACAGCAGACAUUGAAAAAAUGUACAGACAAAUUAAUAUAAGUCCCGAAUUUCAAUCCUAUCAACAAAUUCUAUGGCGAGAAAMCCGAAAUGAGCCCCUUUUGAGUUAUAAGCUUAAAACAGUAACUUACGGGACAUCUGCAGCGCCAUUCAUGGCUAUCCGAACUUUGAUGCAAUUAGCUGAGUGUGAAAAAAGGAAUUACGAAGAAGCGUCUCGCAUUGCGAAACGAGAUUUUUACGUCGAUGACCUGUUGACGGGAGCAGCAAAUUUAGAAGAGGCAGUAAGGCUUCAAGAAAGUAUGAUGGAGAUGUGCAAAAAAGGUGGAUUCGUACUCCGAAAAUGGUGUUCGAAUCGUAAAGAAUUAUUGGAACUAGUUCCAAAUGCGACACGAUCAACUAAUCAUAACUUUGACCCCAAAGAUGACGUCACGACAAAAACUCUCGGAGUCUGUUGGAAACCAAUUGAAGACCAAUUCCACUUCAAGGUCCAARUAGCGAAACAACUAUCGUCGUGUACGAAACGCAAAGUAGUGUCAGAAAUGUCCAGACUUUUUGAUCCAUUAGGACUAGUGAACCCGGUAAUCGUGAAGGCGAAAGUAUUUGUCCAACAACUCUGGAAGUUAAAACUAUCAUGGGACGAGUCAUUGCCAAUUGAACAUCACACAUCUUGGGAAAAGUAUCGACAGGAGCUCAAAGAUAUAACCCAAAUCAACAUUCCUCGGAGAGUUACCGUCAGUAAUAGUAUUCAAAAUGACCUCCACAUAUUUUGUGAUGCAUCUCAAGUUGCCUACGGGGCAUGCGCAUAUUUACGGAGUCUAACAAAAGGGCAAGCAGUUACUGUGCAGUUGCUCAUAGCAAAGUCUAGAGUAUGUCCAAUGAAGGCAACAACUAUUCCGCGUCYGGAGCUGUGUGCAGCAUUACUGGCUGCUAAGUUGAUGACUAUCAUCCGUCAAGCAUUAAAAGAAGUUAUGUCUCUCAACAAAAUAAUAUUUUGGUCAGACUCAUCAAUAGUGAUUGGUUGGAUUCAAAGUGAUGAGCCAAGUAAUAGCUGGAAAACAUUCGUUGCCAACCGUAUUGAAGAAAUACGAGAAUUAACGACUAGUUACGUAUGGAAACACGUACAAGGAUGUGACAACCCGGCUGACCAUAUAUCACGAGGGCUAAGUGUCAACGAGUUAAUUAACUGUAGUCAAUGGUGGUCAGGACCACAGUGGCUAGCAUCACCAGAGUCGGAAUGGCCAGACAUACUUGGAAGAUUCUCAAAGUUAGAACGACUUUACCGAAGUACUGCCUAUUUGUUUCGAGGGGUUACAAUAAAAAGGGAACGAGUGAUUGGAGAAAUUAUAUCCAAARAAAUCGAAAAGAGUUCACACUUUUGGAUAAAAAUAAUUCAAAACGCAUCGUUCAAUGAGGAAAUAGCUGAGUUGUAUGUCAGGCAAUCAYUYACCAAGCACAAUAGCAAAUUAAAUUCUCURAAUCCGUUUUUAGAUAGUCAUGGAAUACUGAGAGUAGGUGGCCGAUUGCAAAACGCUAAUGAGCCAUAUGACGCACGACAUCCAAUAMUUCUACCGGCUGAUUCACGGUUAUCUGAGCUUCUCGUGGAACAUGAGCAUCGUAGGCUACUACACGCAGGUCCCCAACAACUAAUUGCAAGUCUUAGAAGAAGUUACUGGAUUCUUGGGAUACGUCGUAUAGUUCAAAAGAUCAUUUUUAAUUGUAAUCCGUGUUAUCGAUGGAAGGUUGAAGGUAGUCAACAGAUUAUGGGAUCAUUGCCAACUGAACGUGUUGUUCCAUCGGCAGCUUUUCAUAUAUGUGGCGUGGAUUAUGCUGGCCCAUUCAAAAUGCGAUAUGGUCCUCCACGAUMCAAACAAAUAUUCAAGUCUUAUAUUGCAAUUUUCGUCUGUUUUUCGACCAAAGCAAUUCAUAUGGAAUGGGUCGAUGAUCUGACUUCCGACGCAUUCAUAGCUACCUUAAAGUGUUUUAUAGCAAGAAGAGGUAGUCCAUUAAAAAUAUAUUCGGACAACGRGUGUAACUUCGUAGGAGCUGCYGCGCAACUAAAAAAAUUCCUGGCAUCCACGGAUUUAAAACAACAGCUACAUUMAUAUGCCGCUCAUUCAAUGAUAAGUUGGUCAUUUAUUCCUCCUCAUGCUCCACAUAUGGGUGGCUUAUGGGAAGCGGGAGUAAAGUCUAUGAAAUUUCAUUUGCGCAGGAGUUUAGGAGAAACGACACUUAGUCAGAGAGAAGNUUAUAUUGGGGCGCCCUCUAAUUUUAUGCGUUGUAUUUUUUUAUGA
Molecule: messenger RNA, 4401 nt
Organism: Diuraphis noxia (Russian wheat aphid)
Lineage: Eukaryota; Metazoa; Arthropoda; Insecta; Hemiptera; Aphididae
Biological process (GO): DNA integration
Molecular function (GO): nucleic acid binding
Source: RefSeq, a predicted model, not a curated record